UGUGGAGGCUAUAUACAGGGUAUUACGGUACAGAGUCAAUGUGGAGGCUAUAUACAGGGUAUUACGGUACAGAGUCAAUGUGGAGGCUAUAUACAGGGUAUUACGGUACAGAGUCAAUGUGGAGGCUAUAUACAGGGGGUACCGGUACAGAGUCAAUGUGGAGGCUAUAUACAGGGUAUUACGGUACAGAGUCAAUGUGGAGGCUAUAUACAGGGGGUACCAGUACAGAGUCAAUGUGGAGGCUAUAUACAGGGUAUUACGGUACAGAGUCAAUGUGGAGGCUAUAUACAGGGGGUACCGGUACAGAGUCAAUGUGGAGGCUAUAUACAGGGGGUACCGGUACAGAGUCAAUGUGGAGGCUAUAUACAGGGGGUACCAGUACAGAGUCAAUGUGGAGGCUAUAUACAGGGUAUUACGGUACAGAGUCAGUGUGGAGACUAUAUACAGGGUGUAACGGUACAGAGUCAAUGUGGAGGCUAUAUACAGGGGGUACCGGUACAGAGUCAGUGUGGAGGCUAUAUACAGGGUAUUACGGUACAGAGUCAAUGUGGAGGCUAUAUACAGAGGGUACCGGUACAGAGUCAAUGUGGAGGCUAUAUACAGGGGGUACUGGUACAGAGUCAAUGUGGAGGCUAUAUACAGGGGGUACCGGUACAGAGUCAAUGUGGAGGCUAUAUACAGGGGGUACCGGUACAGAGUCAAUGUGGAGGCUAUAUACAGGGGGUACCGGUACAGAGUCAAUGUGGAGGCUAUAUACAGGGGGUACCGGUACAGAGUCAAUGUGGAGGCUAUAUACAGGGGGUACCGGUACAGAGUCAAUGUGGAGGCUAUAUACAAGGGGUACCGGUACAGAGUCAAUGUGGAGGCUAUAUACAAGGGGUACCGGUACAGAGUCAAUGUGGAGGCUAUAUACAAGGGGUACCGGUACAGAGUCAAUGUGGAGGCUAUAUACAAGGGGUACCGGUACAGAGUCAAUGUGGAGGCUAUAUACAAGGGGUACCGGUACAGAGUCAAUGUGGAGGCUAUAUACAAGGGGUACCGGUACAGAAGUCUGGAGUCUCUGACAAUUUCAUGGGCUUUCCUCUGACACCGCCUAUUAUAGAGGUCCUGGAUGGCAGGAAACUGGACCGUACGCACAGAGAGGUAGGCGGAGGCAGGUAGGCAGGCGGAGGCAGGCAGGCAGGCAGGUAGGCAGGUAGGCAGGCAGGCAGGGAGGUAGGCA
Oncorhynchus keta (chum salmon) is the source of this 1222-nucleotide messenger RNA. RefSeq lists its product as uncharacterized. The coding region runs from base 39 to 1064 and encodes 341 amino acids. The record is from RefSeq and is a predicted model, not a curated record. Lineage: Eukaryota; Metazoa; Chordata; Actinopteri; Salmoniformes; Salmonidae. The transcript has 2 exons.